This is a messenger RNA of Exophiala oligosperma, 1789 nucleotides long. RefSeq lists its product as uncharacterized. Gene Ontology annotation, molecular function: amino acid transmembrane transporter activity. The record is from RefSeq and is a predicted model, not a curated record. Gene Ontology annotation, cellular component: vacuolar membrane. Lineage: Eukaryota; Fungi; Ascomycota; Eurotiomycetes; Chaetothyriales; Herpotrichiellaceae. The transcript has 4 exons. Gene Ontology annotation, biological process: amino acid transmembrane transport. The coding region runs from base 248 to 1726 and encodes 492 amino acids.
CCCAUGACGUCGCAGGCUUUUUCGCGAUCCCGACAGCAACAAUGUCAUCAUACUGCUCGCAUGACUAUAUACCCCUCCCAGCGAUGGGUCGCGAUCGCAUGUGUGAAGGGUUUUCUGCUUUCAAUAUCUAUCGUCGACCUUGACGAAUAGCGUGGACUUGCUGGGUAUCAGUGCCACUGAGGCUUUCGAACCGUAUCCUCACGUCAACAGCUAGAUACAGUAAAACAUUCGAGACCACGACAUCAUCAUGGCUUCUCGAUCGCCGACUCUGCGUGCCUCUGCGGAGCCCUAUAGCACUGAUGUAGAGAAGGAUGCGCGGCCCCUUGACAGCGCUCGCUACGAAGACUCUCAACGUCCCUACAUGUCCGGAGAUGGCGAGAAGCGGCGUCGCUCUUCACUGGGCUCAGCAUUCCGAGGCCAAAGCGUGGAUAUGGAGUCAGAUCCCUUCGGAGAUGAAGAUGACGGCGAUGGUGUCAAGUAUCGCACAUUGAAGUGGUGGCAAUGCAGUAUGAUUAUGAUCGCAGAGACCAUCUCUUUGGGCAUUCUUUCGCUGCCUUCCGUGCUGGCUACCAUCGGGAUGGCCCCAGGAGCAAUUUUGAUUCUCAGCCUGGGUAUCGUUGCGACUUAUUCUGGUUAUGUCAUAGGCCAAUUCAAGAUGGCUCAUCCAUGGGUUCACAAUAUGGCCGAUGCAGGGUAUGUCCUUUUCAAGCCACUUGGCCCACGAUGGGCAGCCGUGAUGCGCGAAGUCUUUGGUGCUGCUCAGACCAUCUUCCUCAUCUUCAGCAUGGCAAGUCACAUCUUGACAUGGACCAUCUGCCUCAAUACUCUGACCGACGGAGCCGCCUGCACGAUAGCCUGGGGCAUCAUCGGGCUGGUUAUUUUCUGGAUUUGCGACAUUCCUCGGACUCUGUUGAAGGUCUCUUGGCUUUCGUGUGCGAGCUUCCUCUCCAUCAUCACGGCAGUGAUUGUGUGCAUGGCUGGAGUGGGUUCCAGAAACCCUGCCCAUGGCAAUUAUCAUGCGACGCAAACAGCAACAUUCGCUACGGCUUUUCUCAGCGUCACAAACAUUGUGUUCGCGUAUGCUGGACAUGUCGCUUUCUUCAGCUUCAUCUCGGAGAUGCGCAACCCCAAAGACUUCCCGAAGGCAUUGGUGCUGUUACAGGUCACCGACACGGCCAUGUACUUCCUUGUCGCGAUGGUGAUAUACGCAUACGGGGGAGACGACGUCGACUCACCGGCCCUGGGCACCGCUGGCAAGGUUGUCGGGAAAAUCGCAUGGGGUUUGGCUAUCCCUACCAUCAUCGUAGCUGGUGUGAUCUAUGGUCAUGUCGCUUCGAAGUACAUAUAUGUCCGACUGUUCCGAGGGACCAAGCACAUGUCUAAACGGACACUGUUGGCUGUAGGCAGCUGGCUCGCCAUCACUUUGACCAUUUGGGUGAUUGCUUGGGUCAUUGCAGAGUCCAUUCCAAACUUCAAUGACCUGCUCGCAUUGAUCUCGAGUUUGUUUGCAGCCUGGUUUACCUACGGUAUCUCUGGCAUCUUCUGGCUCUUCUUGAACUGGGGGCAAUACACCAAGAACUGGAAGAAGAUCUCUCUCACUGGAGUCAAUUUGGCUUUGUUUGGCAUGGGCGCCGGUAUCUGUGGAAUGGGAUUGUAUGCCAGUGGUUAUGCUAUUCACAACGAGCCAGGUGGAAGCAGCUGGACUUGUGCGAGCAACGCACAGUAAGGCGACAUGCCUUUGAGCAUCGCGUUGAUAGGAUCAAUGCUGGUUACAUUCUCUUUUGCAGCU